AUGUGCGGACAGACAACUGGAGUUGGACAUCUGGGGGUGGCGGCGAUUGACUUCGGAACAACGUAUUCUGGAUACGCAUUUUCCUUCAAGAGUCAGUUUGAAACAGACCCUUGCAACAUUUCGGCUAAAACCUGGACCGGUGGACAGCUACAAUCUUUGAAAGCUCCAACCUGCGUGUUAAUUAAACCCGACCGUACAACUUUAGAAACGUUUGGUUUUGAUGCGGAAACGCGAUACAGCCAACUAUGUGAGACAGGAGAGCAUACACAGUGGUACUACUUUCAGAGAUUCAAAAUGUUGUUAUGGAAAAAGGAGAUAAAUAAGAAUUCGAUGUUGGAAGACGAAACUGGAAAAAUGCUCCCCGCCUUGACAGUAUUCUCUUUAUCGAUCAGGUAUAUGAAGGAAGACAUGGAGAGAAUGUCUGAAAAACAAUUAUGUGGCAUUCAUCCUGGAGAUAUUCACUGGGUUAUCACAGUACCUGCUAUAUGGGACGAUUCUGCCAAGAAUUUCAUGAGACUCGCGGCUCAAAAGGCUGGGAUUGACAGUGCAAAGUUGACCAUCGCAUUAGAGCCAGAGGCAGCAUCAAUCUAUUGCAGACAUAUCCCAGUAGAGAUUGAUGGGAAUACCGGCCUUGAAGCAUCCUUUAGGGUUGGCAAGAAAUUCAUCGUACUCGAUUCGGGAGGUGGCACAAUUGACAUAACAGUUCAUGAAGUUUGCUUCGAUGGAAAACUAAAGGAAAUCUACAAGGCCACAGGGGGAGCUUGGGGUGGAACAAUGGUGGACAAGGAGUUUUUAGACUUUAUCGCAGAGCUUACAGGAAAAGACUUACUACAACGUUUUAAGAAAGAUCACAUGGAAGACUAUUUAGAUCUGCUUCGGGAUUUCGAAAUUAAGAAAAGGAAGACGGAUUCGAAUAGUCAAGGACGGGUUACAAUAAAACUUCCAUUGACUUUCAUGGACCUUGUGGAAGACAACAAAGGCCAAACAAUUAAACAUAUUGUGAAGUCUUCGCAUUACGCAAAUAUGGCUACACUGUCAGGUGACAAGUUCCGUUUGGAUUACAACAUAUUCCGUUCAUUCUUCAAGAAGUCGGUUGACAACAUCGUAUCGCAUGUGAAAUACUUGCUCUUUGAACAGGAAACCGCCGGUGUAGACACCAUUCUAAUGGUAGGCGGCUUCUCGGAGUCUCCGCUUCUUACCGACACUAUUCAAAGGGAAUUCCCAAGAAUGAAAGUCAUCGUUCCAAAGGAUGCCGGCCUGGCUGUCAUGAAAGGAGCUGUCAUAUUUGGGCACUGUCCUACCUUAAUAAAAGAGAGAGUAUCCAAAUACACAUAUGGUAUCGAAGCGAUUGAUAGAUUUGAUCGAAAGGUUCAUCCCUUGAAUAAACUACACAAAACGGAUAAGGGUAACAUGUGUCGCGAAAUAUUUGACUUAGUGGUAAAGUCGGGUGAAAAACUUAGAGUUGAUGAACCCCAUUUCGAAAGACGAUAUUCUUCUGUGAAUGUUGAUCAAUAUUAUUUGUCGUUGAGCCUGUAUACUACAACUAACAAUGAUGUAAAGUUCGUUACGGAUAUUGGAUGCAAAAACAUAGGAUGUAUAGAUGUUCCGUUAUCUGGAAAAGGAACUGACAGAUGUGUCAAGGUUCGAUUAUAUUUUGGCGGCACAGAAAUAAUAUUUGAAUGUGAGGAAGAGUCAACGGGCAUCGUUACGCGUAAUGUCGUGAAUUUAAUGUAAAUGUACAAAAGUCAUGAAAGUUGAUCUUUACGCCUUUAAAUUGUUAUUAAACGUGGAGACGU
Messenger RNA from Dreissena polymorpha, 1796 nucleotides. RefSeq names its product heat shock 70 kDa protein 12A-like. The record is from RefSeq and is a predicted model, not a curated record. The transcript is spliced from 8 exons. Gene Ontology annotation, molecular function: ATP-dependent protein folding chaperone; ATP binding. NCBI's taxonomy places the organism in Eukaryota, Metazoa, Mollusca, Bivalvia, Myida, Dreissenidae. The coding region runs from base 1 to 1734 and encodes 577 amino acids.